Messenger RNA from Drosophila yakuba, 1157 nucleotides. RefSeq names its product probable pathogenesis-related protein ARB_02861. Lineage: Eukaryota; Metazoa; Arthropoda; Insecta; Diptera; Drosophilidae. The transcript has 5 exons. The record is from RefSeq and is a predicted model, not a curated record. The coding region runs from base 307 to 771 and encodes 154 amino acids.
CUUCAAAACGUUUCAAGCAUUAUUAUCAUGAUAAAUUAUAUUAUUUUCAGAUUAACGCUGAUAAGAUAUAGCUAAUUCCAAUCGGGCUUCAAUAACGGCUUUCCGAUAGAGUGGUUCAGUGAUAUUUAAGUGAAUUACACUAGUUCUACCAAAAAGCGGAUAAAUCCGAUACAAAAGCAGUGCAUUCUGGUGCAAUAACUGCAACAAGUGGAAAUUUCGACUUUAAAUAUAUUUGUAAAGGGGAAUAACCGCUAAAUCCUUGUCAAACUGGAAGUCUUUGAAUUUGACGAUAUAGACGAUUUCGCCAUGGAUUUCUGGGGCAUAUUCAUGUUCUUCCUGCUCUCCUUCCUCAUCAUGAGUUGCUGCGGGUAUUGUUGCACCACCAGACGCCAGGGUGCCGUUCUGUCCACGCCCGUGGUGGUGACCUCCGCCACGCACACGGCUCCCGGCGGAUAUCCGGUCACACAGCUGCCUCCGCCGGGCUAUCCGGCGGGCAAUGCCUACGUAACUUCAACCUCGUACCCCGCACAGACCACCGGCAACGUGACUGUGCAGAUGCCCAUGCCGAUGCCCCAACAGAACCAGCAGCAAAUGCCAAUGCCGAUGCCCGGUAUGCAAACGCAUGGCGUGGCGUAUCCUCCGUAUCCUGGCGCCGGCGCUGCCAGCAUGAAUCCUCCGCCGUAUGACAUGGCCAUGGCUAAUCCAGGACCCAGUGUUAUGCCCGCCGGAUAUGAGAAGCAGGCUCCCUACAACCCCCACUUUGGCCAGUGAAAUCCCACUGUGAGCCGAAAGCGAAACUAGUUUUGAGGAUCCCCUUUCCGUCUCGUUAUAGCUUUUUUACUCAGCCGAAAACAUUACUUUCCAUAUUUCCUUGUAUUAGGUAAUUCCCACGGUUGUACUUUCAAACUCCUGGGAAAAAACCAAAGUGAAAGCGAUCGCACAACGAGCCAUUUUUGUAUUCCUUGUGAUGUAUGUAACGUGUACAUAUAACUUAAGAGCAACCUUUUAUUUAUACAUCUACGAUAAGCAAAUCCAAAGCGAAAACAAAACUGAACUACAUGAAGUGUUAAUUGUAAUAAACCAGUGAAGUGCACAUCAAAUACAACUACAGCAUAUUUGUUUCGAUGUGCACUUUCACAAAACACAAAAACAAGAAA